Amphibalanus amphitrite is the source of this 3223-nucleotide messenger RNA. RefSeq lists its product as uncharacterized. Lineage: Eukaryota; Metazoa; Arthropoda; Thecostraca; Balanomorpha; Balanidae. Bases 10 to 1983 code for a protein of 657 amino acids. The transcript is spliced from 2 exons. The record is from RefSeq and is a predicted model, not a curated record.
UGGAGACCAAUGGAUGAGAGGAAGCAGUUCAUUCAGACUCAGAGGUUGUGUUUUGGUUGCUUGCAUGAAGGUCACACUGCCAGGUUCUGCAGGAAGCGUAGGAAGUGCAGCAUCUGUGGUGGUCUGCACGCUACUCUCCUCCACAGGCAGGGUGAGCAGCCACCCAAGUCUGAGCAGGUGAGACCCAGUGCUGCUCCCAGCAGCUCGGUUCAGGUUAGCAGUGGUGGAGUCACUGCUGACUCUGGUCAGAGAACAGGUACUCUGAUGCCUGUGGUUCCAGUGAGAGUUGUGUCACCCUCAGGGAAGACAGUGGAAACUCUUGCCUUUUGUGAUAGUGGCAGCUCUGGAACUUUCAUGAGUAAGAGUCUGGCUGAUCAGCUUGGGAUGUGCUCAAAGUCCACUACCAUUUCUGUUGACACUGUGUGUGGAUCUGGGAGUGAGAUUUCCACAUCUGUGAUGGAGGAUGUGAAAGUUGGUCCCCUGAAGGGUGAAGGUCUGUUCUCGCUCCCUCCAGUGUUCACUCUUGACCGCAUUCCUGUGUCCACUGAGGAUGUGUGUGACAGAGUUGAGUUGAGUGCUUGGCCACACCUGUGUGGUGUGGAGCUGCCGGAGACUGAUGUUGAUCUGCGUGAGGUGGAUCUACUGAUUGGUGCAAACUGUCCACAGCUGUUGGUGCCGGAUGAGGUGAGGAAGCCUGAGGGCGAUGGGCCGUGCGCUCUGCGCACCCGCCUCGGGUGGUACGUGAUUGGACCCUCCCAUCGGUCGGCUCGUGAUCCUGUGGGUCAGCACUCUGUGAACCGGAUCGGCGUUUCGCGUUCCGACAUUCCUGGUAAGGUCUCUGAGGCUGAUCUGUUCGUUCAGCUGUACGAUCAGGAUUUCAAGGACGCAGCUGAUGAGACUGAGAGUUUGUCCGUGGAGGACAAGGAGUGGGUGAGCAUGGUCAAAUCUAAGCUGAGGAAGGAUGAGAUGGGCCAUUUUGAGAUAGGUCUCCCACUCCGUGAUGUCAGUGACUUGCCGGAUAGCUACUUCACAGCUAAAAGGCGCUUGGAGCCUCUCAGGCGACGCUUGUCUGGCAACCCCGAUCUUCGUGAUGAGUAUGUUUCUGUUGUUCAGCGACUGUUUGAUGAGGGCUACGCUGAGGUGGUCCCCGAUGCUGAGGUUGAGACUGGGGAAAGGGUUUGGUAUUUGCCGCACCACGGUGUUAGGCAUCCAGAGAAGAAGAAACUAAGGGUGGUUUUUGAUUGUUCUGCAAAAACUGACGGCCUGUGUCUGAACGAUCUGCUGAUCAAGGGACCCAACCUCACCAACUCACUUGUUGGGGUGCUGCUUCGAUUCCGCCUGAAUCCUGUGGCGUUCACGUGUGACGUGGAGUCGAUGUUUCACAGGGUUCGACUGCCUGCUGCUGAUGCGAACAUGAUGCGUUUCCUGUGGUUCAGGAACGGCGAUGUCGGCGGUGACGUGGUGAUCUGCCGCAUGAAAUCGCACAUCUUCGGCGCGGUGUCUUCUCCCAGCGUCGCAGGGUUUGCACUGAGGCAGUGCGCUGAAGAAGGUAAGGCCGAGCAUCCAGAGGCUGCUAGGAUUGUUGAUCAGAGUGUCUAUGUAGACGAUGCACUGGUAUCGGCUUCAUCAGUGGAUGAGGCUGUUCGUUUGGCCAGCGAUUUGAGACAGUUAUGUCAGUCAGGCGCAUUUAACAUGCGCAAGUUCACGAGUAACAGCACAGAGUUCCUUCGGAGCAUUCCGCGUGAGGACAGGGGCAACAACGCGAAGGAUCUUGACCUCCAAGUAGAGUCGUUGACGCCAGAGCGUGCUCUAGGCAUGCUGAGGUCGGUUGAGGAUGACACGUUCCGGUUCCGCUUCGUUGACAGGCGCAGACCAGUGACGAGACGAGGCAUCUUGUCCACAGUGAGUGCUUGUUCGACUCGCUGGGCAUCGUCUCGCCAGUCACCUUGCACGGCAAGGUCUCUGUCUAGAAGCUGUGCCUGAUGUCCUGUGGCAGGGACGACGCCAUUCCGGCGCCAUUCCGGGUUUGGUGAGCUCUGUUCGGAUUUUGGUGAGCUCUACUCUGGGUUUUGGUGAGCUCGGCUGUUGGUUUGGUGAGCUCUACUCAGGGACUUGGUGAGCUCUGCUCAGGGUUUUGGUUUGGUGAGCUCUGCUCAGGGAUUUGGUGAGCUCUGUUUUGGUUUGGUGAGCUCGACUUGGAGACUUGGUGAGCUAGGCUCUGGGGUGAAGGCAUACCAGGUAGGUUUGCUGACGAGCAGUUCUCCACCCAGCAGUGGAGAAGGGUCCAGUACCUCGCUGACCAGUUUGGCUCAGAUGGAGGCGCGAGUACUUGCCGACCUUACAGCGGCGCCAGAGGUGGGUAUCUAAGUCUAGGAACGUAGGGCAAGGAGACGUCGUGUUACUGAUAGAUGAGGAUGUGCCGAGAGGUCAUUGGCGCAUGGGCAAGGUGACGCAGACGUUUCCGAGCAAGGACGGUUUGGUGAGAAAGGUGUCCCUGAGAACUGGUGGCACGGUUUUGACGCGGCCGGUGCAUAAGCUGAUCGUCCUGCUGCCGACUGCUGACCGGAGCCUGAGCUAGAUUGCGAUCGUCUGGAGCCGACUGCGGCUCAGACCUGAGUUACCGAGUGUUGUCGCGGCGCGGUGAUAGUUAAGUGUUUUAUUCGGUGUUUAGUGUUAAGUGUUAAGUGAUGAGUGUUAGGUGUCCUCAAUCCUGUCGGUUGAGCGGGGGCAGUGUUGGCGCCGUUGUCGCCUGGCGAUGCUAACUUUUAGUUGUCCGGGCGAUUGACAGAUGGCGGUGUGGUUUUCGGUUGCCCAUUUGUUAUCGAUUUAUUGAUAUGUUUGCUUUUUGGUUUGGUGCCUUGUUUCUUUUGGUUUAUUUUAGGUAUCGGUUUGUAAUUUAGUUUUGUAUUGUGAUCCGCGGUCAUAAGUUAUUUGGAUUUUGUUCGAUUUACUGACCGUGACCUCUACGGUCACGUGACCCGGCGCCGGCUGACCUGCCACGUCACCCUUCUGGGUCAGCGGAGGGGCGGCCGGCGAGGCAGCGCCCAUUCUUGGUUGGCCUGUCGCGGCGGCGUUAGCGUGCCGCGCAUCGGUUUGGUUUGGUCGUGUUUGGCUUGGUUCGGCCGUUCGACGUUUGGAGUGCACAAGGGCGCACCGUGUAGAAACCGCUACGCUUUGUUCCGUUCUGCUGCGCUACGAGCAAUAUAUGGUCAGCACAGGCGGA